This is a messenger RNA of Leptonychotes weddellii (Weddell seal), 1747 nucleotides long. Its product is annotated as C-type lectin domain family 4 member A. NCBI's taxonomy places the organism in Eukaryota, Metazoa, Chordata, Mammalia, Carnivora, Phocidae. The record is from RefSeq and is a predicted model, not a curated record.
GGGAUUGGGCUUCUCUCUGAGGUUUUUAAUUUUCAUGAGAUUCCUGUUAGGGUUAUUUGCCUAUCAGGAGCUCCUGUUCUUGAUAGGAAGUAUGACAAGUUGCCACCAUGUUUGGGUUUCAUUUUAAGAUGUUUUAAGGAAGAGGUUAAAAGGAUUUUUUGAACAGAACAGAUUUCUCAAUAUGACUUCAGAGACCACUUAUGCUGAAUUGAGUUUCAAAAAUGAAUCCAAGUCCUCAAGUACCAAAUCAUGGCCUCCUGCAGCUCCCAAAGAGAAGACCAGCCCACACAAAAGUAACCCCAGUUUUCCCAAGCUACUUUUUGCCUCAUUGCUGGUACUUCUGCUGCUACUGGCAAUCUCAUUUUUUAUCACUUUUAUCAUUUUUUUUCAAAAAUAUUCUCAGCUUCUUGAAAAAAAGACUACAAAAGCUCACACAGAAUUGGAAUGUAUGAAAGAAAAUUGGACCAUGGAAGAGAAAGAUUGGAGCUGCUGCCCAAAGGCUUGGAAGUCAUUUAGUUCCAACUGCUACUUUAUUUCUACUAUAAUAAGAAAUUGGACUGAGAGUGAGAGGAACUGCUCAGAAAUGAAGGCUCACCUGCUGGUGAUAAACACCAAGGACGAACAGGAUUUUAUCUUCCAGAACCUGGAUACAUAUUCUGCUUAUUAUAUAGGGCUGUCAGACCCAAAGGGAAAAAGAGAUUGGAAAUGGGUUGAUCAAACACCAUACAAUGAAAGUGUCACAUUUUGGCACUCGGGUGAACCCAGGAAUCUUGAUGAGGGUUGUGUUAAGCUACAUUUUCGUUAUCUAACAAGAAAAUGGGGCUGGAACGAUGUUCCUUGUAAUGGACAUCACAAGUCGAUGUGCAAGGUGAUGAAGAUCUACUUAUGAAUGGGAACAUUCUGCAUGAACAUGUAGUUGAAUUGGUAUCCACUAUUACAGAGAUAGCUAACUUGCUCUUCUUAUUCAUGUGUAAGUCUUGUGUAAGGAAUCUUCAUAGCAUUUUUCAGUAGGCUGUCACCUAUUCCAUUUAUGAUAGAAUCAGUAUACACAUUCAUUCAUUUGUGCCUUCUCCAUGUGUAGAAACCAUACUGGAGAGUUCUUUUGCAGACACAUGGAGGAAGCAUGAGCAUCCUUUCCAAAUUUUUGUUAGAGGAGUUAGAUAUUUUGCUAAGGAGUUAGAUAUUGAUAUAAUUAUAUGAUGGGGUUCCUCCAUCUGUCUGGAUUUUUUUUUUUCAUGAGGUUGGUCAAAAGCGAAAUAAUCCUGUUACUUUCCAUUCCUCUCAGACAUCUUUAUUACCUUUAACUGAAGCAUAUUAUGUGACAGUUGGAAUAUGAUACACAUCAGUGGAAGUUAAGUUCCAGCUUUGUCCCAGUAGACUAUUUGGGGUUCUUAACAUUCUCUGUUCAGUCUUAGACUGUCAUUUAACAUCGUGUACAGUUGAAGGGAAAUCAGAAAUUGAACAUUAGAGAUUUAGAAUUAGAAGUUAUUACUAGUGAGUUGACAUAGAUUUAUAAUCCCUACUUUUUUUCUUUGCUUCAGUUUUAUAGUUUCUGUGUGUAGAUUGCCACUCAGAAUGGCUCCUGGUUUAUUCUUGUUCCCCUUUUCACUGAAGUUCUUACUGACCAUUUUAUUUAUACUACAAUGUAUAACAUAUUUAUUUUUACAUAUUUACAGUAAAGCCUGUUAUUCAUUGCUUUCAUAUGCUAAUUAUAAUUGAUCAUAAUAAAGCUGAUUCUAGCCAUGGC